Messenger RNA from Protopolystoma xenopodis, 1470 nucleotides. The record is from the annotation of a GenBank genome assembly. Lineage: Eukaryota; Metazoa; Platyhelminthes; Monogenea; Polystomatidea; Polystomatidae.
AUGCCAUCGGGCAGAUCAGGUAGGGCAAAGGACAAGAGCUUGCCUUGCCUGGCCUCGGACUCUAUACUAAACCCACAGUUACCUCUUCAAUAUACUAACGAUGGGAAAUCUCUGUUAAAAAAGCUUACUAAUAACCAAAUCAACACUACCCUAGGACCAGCCACCUCAACAAAGCGACGGCCUGGAAAAGAUCAUAACAGAACACAGGAAAAAUGCUCAGAAAAGAAUUGUAUACAAGGCGAAAAAUCGUUUAUCAAUGAAAGCUUAGCGAUAGAAGGAAAAGCAGAUAACCAAGAGGAACCCCUUUUUAUGGUCAACAAAACGUCUUCGGGCUCCUUACUGGAAAGAGAAAAAGGAAAAUAUACAAGUGCUGAUAAGCAGGGACAAAUGAGUUCAGCACAAUCUUCUGCCAACGUUUGGGUCUGUGAAAAUAAUAUUAUUUCUAAAAAGUCCGAUGUCCAUCCUGGAGAUUUCGAGCACAAAGAGACUGGUAGACGCAAGGAGAAUAAACGGUCUGCAAAAAAGGACGGAGAACGGGAAGUGAUUAGGAUAAGUGGGCGAAGUGAUGAAGGAAACCAUGAAGACUAUCAUAAUGGAUCUAUCAGUGAUUCCGGUAGAAGUAGUUUAAGUAGUGGUGAGCCAGUUUCUUCAACGAGACCUGAAGUUGAAGAGGAUGAAGGAGAAGCUGAAGAAGGAGAGGAAGCGGAAGAGGUCGAAAGAGAAUCCAAAAUAAACCCGAUUAUUCAAAAGAGAGACCAGAGGGCAAAAGCAUUAGAUUCUACGCAGGCCCAAAAUGAAAAAAAUGGAACCAUUCGUCAUGAUCUUAUAAAACCUGUUGCUAGGCUUAACAAAAAUUGGGUCCCAUCUGUAAGUGGAAGUAAAAUCGGUGACCAUGAAGUCAAUUCUACGCUCAAUUACUCAAGAUCAGGAAGAGGUACCGCCAAGGAGUGCAAUCGAGACAAAAGGGAAAAGGAUUCUGUAUAUCUUUCAGAGGCCAAACAAGAACAUUCAAGGUUAACAGGAAAUAUAAAUACGAGUGACAUAGAAUCUGACAAAUGGAUGGAAAAAUGUUCCACUUCAAUGAAAGAAAAUACAGCAACUCUGCGACCAAAUUGCCAAAAAGAAAUGUCAAGAAUAGAUACAGUUAUGCCUGGACAGCUGGUUUCAGUCGUAAUGGUCUUUCAUGCAAAACGUGCUAAAGGUACACAUCCGCUAAACGUUGCUGAUACAUGGCAGGAAACAAUUAGUCCACUACAGCCAUCCGAUACGUCAUCAGAAGCUACGGUUGUCGCUGGAGAAAUAACAAACUCAGAGGAAUCAUGCCAAUUCCGUUGUCAGAAGCCUAAUAAAAGAGGAAAAUUGCAGGAUACUGAAGAAAACAACGUAAAUAGCUCGUUAAAAAAAGAAGAGACGGUAAGUAUAGUGAGCGAGUUUUAUUUUUAUCCUAUUAAUUAUUGCACGUGUUUCUAG